Messenger RNA from Caenorhabditis briggsae, 2061 nucleotides. RefSeq names its product Protein CBR-GCY-34 (gene Cbr-gcy-34). Bases 1 to 2061 code for a protein of 686 amino acids. The transcript has 9 exons. Gene Ontology annotation, cellular component: guanylate cyclase complex, soluble. The record is from RefSeq and is a predicted model, not a curated record. Lineage: Eukaryota; Metazoa; Nematoda; Chromadorea; Rhabditida; Rhabditidae. Gene Ontology annotation, molecular function: heme binding; guanylate cyclase activity. Gene Ontology annotation, biological process: response to oxygen levels; cGMP biosynthetic process.
AUGUUCGGAUUCAUUCAUGAGAGUAUUCGACAACUUGUCAUCCGGAAGUAUGGAGAAGACACAUGGCUUCAAGUGCUAGAACGCUCCGGAUUCGAAAAUGGAAAAGAAAACAUUGUGAAUCAUUACUAUUCGGACACCGACACUUACGUUCUUGUCGACAGUGUAUCCAUUGUUUUGAAAGUGACGAAAGAUCAAGUAUGGGAAAUGUACGGUGGCUUCUUGAUCACCUACUCCAUGGAAAUCGGAUGGGACGAGCUUGUACGGAGCAUGAGUCCAAACCUCAAAGGCUUCCUUGACAACCUAGAUAGUCUUCACUACUUCAUUGACCAUGUUGUCUACAAGGCGAACCUGCGUGGCCCGUCAUUUCGGUGUGAAGAGAAUGCAGAUGGUACUCUGAUGCUCCACUAUUUCACUGGACGUCCAGGACUGUAUCAUAUUGUCAAAGGAGUUGUGAAAGAAGUAGCAAAGUUGGUGUUCAAUCUGGACAUCACAUUGGUGGUUCAAGGUAGAACUCAGCGAAGUGUUCACAUGAAUAAUGGAGAACGCGUUGAGGAGCAUGUUAUCUUUUUGGUUAAGAAUGUUGGAGAGAGCAGACGUGAUUCAGAGGCAUCCGGAAUCAGUUUGAUGACGUCAGCAGCUCCAGAUUUUGGAGAGAUCAUAGAUGAUAACCUGAGAAUGUCGCUUCAAGAUUUCUCGAAAGCUUUGCCAUAUCACUUUGUUCUCGAUGAAGCUUGCAAACUUGUUCAGUGUGGAGAUGAACUUUACAAUCACAUACCGAACGAGCUUCUCAAACCAGGGACACCAAUUCUUCGAAUUUUCGAGAUAAAUCGUCCUCAAAUUCCACUGGACUUUGAGAACAUUUGCAACUUCAUCAAUGCGGUUUUUGUACUUCAAGUUAAAACUUCGCCAUUGAAGAAGAAACAUAUGGAUGCAAUGACAAAAGAGGAGCAGGAACAGGAAGCGGAAGCAAUGGAAGCUGAAAGCGUUUCGAACGAGUUAACACAAGGAUGUCAUCUAAAACUCAAGGGGCAAAUGAUGAUGUUGUCCACCAAGAAGCAUAUUAUCUACCUCUGCUCUCCAUACGUUACCUCUAUCAAUGAGCUAAUGCAGUUCGGAAUGCGUCUUACAGCGAUGCCACUUCACGACGCUACGCGUGACUUGAUUCUAUUGAAUCAACAGAGAUUAACAGAUGUUGAAGUCAAUUUACAAUUAGAAGCGAACAAUGAACAGCUCGAAGCGAUGACUCGUGAAUUGGAAAUUGAACGCAAGAAGACUGACUCGAUUUUGAAAGAUAUGCUUCCCAGAAAAAUUGCCCAACAGCUACUAAGCGGAGAGCAUAUAGAACCAUGUGAAUACGAAGCUACUGUCAUGUUUUGUGACCUUCCCGCGUUCCAACAAAUUAUUCCAGUUUGUCAGCCAAAAAAUAUUGUCAAACUACUAAAUGAGGUGUUCCACAAACUGGAUCGUAUCGUAGUUCUUAGAGGUGUAUACAAAGUGGAAACGGUCUCCGACAGUUAUAUGACAGUAUCAGGGAUCCCAGACUACACUUCUGAACACUCGGAAACAAUGUGCCACGUGGCAUUGGGAAUGAUGUGGGAGGCGCGUUCAGUGAUUGAUCCAGUCAAUAAUACUCCAUUCUUGCUUCGCAUAGGCCUCCACUCUGGAACUAUCAUCGCCGGAGUCGUCGGCACCAAAAUGCCACGAUAUUGUCUUUUUGGAGAGACAGUCACACUGGCUUCUCAAAUGGAGUCACUAGGGUUGCCAGGAAAGAUUCAAUGUAGCAAAUGGACGUAUUCAAAGGCAAUGGAGACCGGAAGAUUUGAAUUUGCGCCCAGAGGAAGAAUCAAUGUGAAGGGAAGAGGAGAAUUGGAGACCUAUUUUUUGACGAGAAGUUUGAAGAAAAGUAUUUGGGAAAUCACAGACCAUGAGAGAGAUGUCAACGUCAACAGCAUCGAGGGGUAUGAAGAGUUGGAGACGUCCAUUGAGAAUGCGCAAGCGGCUGCAAAAUUGGAUAAUCCAAAAGGAUCUCAUAAUAAUUCAGCAACAUGUAUUAUUGCUUAA